Molecule: messenger RNA, 655 nt
Organism: Rhagoletis pomonella (apple maggot)
Lineage: Eukaryota; Metazoa; Arthropoda; Insecta; Diptera; Tephritidae
Exons: 4
Coding region: 176-655 (159 amino acids)
Source: RefSeq, a predicted model, not a curated record
GGCUGCCAAAUCUGUGGAGCAAUGGCAAAAUGUCUGGCGCGACCUAAAAAGUCGAACAUCGACGCGAGUUCGUGAUCGUAAGAGGGAGCAAGCAUUGACGGGGAAUAUACCGCUUCAACAGCCUCCCUUGAACGAAUUGGAGAAGCGGGUAAUAGCUCUAGUGGGAAGCAGCUAUAUGGAGGGGCAACCGGAUGUCCAGGAGAAUAUUCCCAUGGAAGAGGAACUGCAAUUAACAUUGGGGGCGGCGGAUGAAAAUUUCCGCUUAGUCAUGGAGGAAGACACCAUGGUAAUUCCUCCACUAACGGUGUCGGAUGGCGAGUCGGAAAUUCGGUGCGAAACUCCGAAAACGCCGAGGCAAACACCGCGCAGAACCGCUAAGCGGAAACGUGCGGAAGAAUCGCCAACAAAGGCGAAAUUUUUAAGAAUUGCCGAGGCACAGGCCGAAUCAGAAAAGAGGCUUGCUGAAAGUGCUGCAACCAACGCGGAGGCCAACCGCUCCAAUGCUGAGGCAAUAAGCAGAAUGGCUGCUGCCACAGAGCGAAUGGUUACCGCAACUGCAACAAUGGCAGAGGCCUUCACGGUGUUGGCGGAGGGGGUGAAAGCUUGUGCGCAUGCUUUCGCCCAGUUUACUAAUUCACUGGGCCCUCCCCAAUAG